Molecule: messenger RNA, 2367 nt
Organism: Trichophyton rubrum CBS 118892
Lineage: Eukaryota; Fungi; Ascomycota; Eurotiomycetes; Onygenales; Arthrodermataceae
Exons: 2
Coding region: 235-1491 (418 amino acids)
Biological process (GO): ceramide biosynthetic process
Cellular component (GO): membrane
Molecular function (GO): sphingosine N-acyltransferase activity
Source: RefSeq, a predicted model, not a curated record
CCGCCUUGCCUCGUCUCGUCCAGGCGUUGACAUUCGUUUUUACACACUCCGUGCGCUGCAUCCCUUACACCGAACGCCCGACAGACUUCCCCUACGCCCAAGGUGCAUAGCCGCGACUGCGCGCCCCCUGUUACUCCGUACAUCCAGCCGUGAACCAGGUGGGAAUUCUCCGAUCCAACGUCAUCGGCGGCGGCUGUUAUCCUGCCCCCCCCAAGAGGACCGCCGUGGGAAGCAAUGAUGACUUCUCCUACGUCGACUACGCUCUUCCACAUUCCUACCAACCGGAUAUCUUCAGUGACGAACGGAAAGGGCAUCACUCGCAGACGCCGGACGCUCACCAGCCCUUCUAGCAGCCAUAUACUACAGACCAUCGAGGAGAGGAAGCUAUGCAGGCUCAGGAGGACGCCUUCUUUGCUGCACCGCUGCAAGCACCUUGUGGUCCGGCAUACAUGGACCGUCCCGCUCGUUCCUCUGCUCGCCAUUCUUUUCUUGUACGGCGUUAAUCCCACGGAAUCUAGUCUCUUUCAUCGUUUUAUAUUCCUCUCAUACAAACAGCCACGGUCUGACCCCAUGAAACCUGUACAAUAUGCAAAGGGUCCAUGGGACAUCGCAUUCGUUAUCUUUUAUACCAUCGUCCUCUCUGUUGCUCGAGAGUUUGUCAUGCAAGAGCUACUACGGCCCUUGGCUAUCUUCUGCGGGCUGAAAUCGCGGGGUAAAAGGCUCCGAUUCAUGGAACAGACCUAUACUGCCCUCUAUUUUGGCAUAAUGGGACCGGCAGGACUCUAUGUGAUGAGUACCUCUCCAGUCUGGUACUUCAAUACCCGUGGAAUGUAUGAGGCUGCUCCUCAUCUGACGCUCGACGCUGGCUUCAAGUUCUACUACUUGUUCCAGGCGGCCUACUGGGCGCAGCAGGCGGUAGUCAUGCUGCUCGGGAUGGAGAAGAGACGAAAGGACUUUAGGGAGCUCGUAACGCAUCACAUCGUUACUCUAGUCCUUAUCUCUCUAAGCUACCGUUUUCAUUUCACUUAUGUCGGAAUUGCGGUCUACAUAACCCACGACAUCAGUGAUUUCUUCCUUGCUUCAUCCAAGUCACUCAACUACAUCGACAGCCCUCUGGUAGGGCCUUUCGUCGGUGCCACUAUCGCUACCUGGAUCUACAUGCGCAACUACCUAAAUCUACGCAUAAUAUUCUCCCUUUUCAACGAGUUUGAUACCGUUGGCCCCACCGAGCUCGACUGGGAAGCAGGCCAGUUCAAAUGUCUCUACACCAAGCUCUUCUUUCUGUUCCUGCUGGUUUCCCUCCAGGCCCUCAACCUCUUCUGGCUCUUUUUGCUUGUGCGCAUUGCCUACCGCUUUGUCGUGCACAACAUCGCAAAGGAUGAGAGAUCCGAAGCCGAAGAGUCCGAGAUCGAAGAGAUGAAGGCCAAGGAGGCUAAGGUAGCCGGAUCAUCUGCUAUAAUACAGUCUUCCAGCCUGAAGCCUGUUUCAUGAAUUCCUCUUCUCUUCUACUUCAUCUUUGCCUUCUCCAUGAGAAGCUGUAAAGACGGGUAUUUACUUCUUGCCAAGUUUGAUUUCGCUUCUUCAGUAUUGAUACCACCUUUGCUCGAUUUUAUAAUGUUUAAUAUCAUGGCAACUAGAUAGAUUCUACGAAUAAAUGCACAUAACCAUCUCUCUUGUUAUCUUCUCCUCCGUUACCCCUGAACAGUAAACUAAGUACAUAUGCUCGCUCACUCGCUGCCUGCUGACCUAAGCCGCCUCGUCACAUGAAGCAAGCCAACGUCGAAACUCCCAGGAAGAAUAAUAAUUAUUAGAUAUCGAUUGUGAUAACCAACUGCAACUCGACUACGUACAUUCCUUCAUCCAUCCGACAAUCCCCCGGGCUCGUCUUUCAGAAGCUGGCUCGCCUUAUUUGUUACCUGCUUUGCCUCGCGCAGGUAAUGCGCCACUGUCCCGUUCGCUUAACUACCCCGGUGAAGCUUCUCCAGCUUGGAGCUAUGCUCGCGCUUCUCACGCGAUAACAAGUUGACCUAAAACCCAAACGCUCAAACACCCUCCAAACAGCAAUCCGUAUCUGCUCUUGCGCACGGGUUCGCGAGGCCUGAAUCUAUCGGGAUCAAUACAAGGUCUAAUACACGGUCAAUAAUUGAAAUGCGUAUCAUAAAGCCUGUUUGGCUCACGCAUGGAGGUCUGGACUCGUCUUCAUCCUUAUCAAAACUCGGCAUUAUCAUAAAUCGAACUUUUACUGACUGUUUCUCUCCGCGCUUGCUGGAGAUACUCUUAAAUAGGUGAACGGAAAGAUUUCGAAGUAUACAGCUGUGACGUUUCACCGGACGGGAAGAGACUGGUUACUGCCGCCGGAGGUGAGCU